ACCACCACCCUCUGGCAACCCCAAGUCGGCACGACCUGGCAAAUCAUCUUGACGGACCCCCUCGACCCCAGCACGAUCGACAGCACGACGGAAGUCUACGACAUCGACCUGUGGCUCAACGACGCCGCCACCAUCGCCGACCUGCACGCCCAGCACCGCAAAGUGAUCUGCUACUUCUCCGCCGGCAGCCAUGAGGCCUACCGCCCGGACACCGCCGCCUUCCCGGCCGCCGCUCUCGGCAAUGUUCUGGCUGGCUGGCCCAACGAGAAAUGGCUCGACAUCCGGUCCGCGGACGUGCGCCGCGCCCUCGCCGCCCGGCUGGACCUCGCCGCCCAGAAGGGGUGCGACGGCGUCGACCCGGACAACGUGGACGGGUAUGACAACGACAACGGCCUGGGGCUGACGGCCUCCGACGCGGUCGAGUUCGUGGGGUGGUUGGCGGCGCAGGCGCACGCGCGCGGCCUGGCGGUGGGGCUGAAGAACGCCGGCGGGAUUGUUGCGGACGUCAUCGCCGAUAUGCAGUGGUGUGUCAAUGAGCAGUGCGUCGAGAUGGAGGAGUGCGAGACCUACGCCCCCUUCGUGGCCCACGGCAAGCCCGUUUUCCAUAUCGAGUAUCCCAAGGGCGAGGAGAUGGUGAGUCGCGUCGCGGUCGCGGCGGCGCAGCGGGACAUGGUUUGUGCCGGCGAGGGCGCCGUCGGGUUUUCGACGGUGAUUAAGAAUAUUAAUCUCGAUGCUUGGGUGGAGGUUUGUUAG
Molecule: messenger RNA, 753 nt
Organism: Aspergillus japonicus CBS 114.51
Lineage: Eukaryota; Fungi; Ascomycota; Eurotiomycetes; Eurotiales; Aspergillaceae
Product: endo alpha-1,4 polygalactosaminidase
Exons: 1
Source: RefSeq, a predicted model, not a curated record